Oncorhynchus masou masou (cherry salmon) is the source of this 4087-nucleotide messenger RNA. RefSeq names its product chemokine-like protein TAFA-5. Bases 185 to 583 code for a protein of 132 amino acids. Gene Ontology annotation, molecular function: G protein-coupled receptor binding; receptor ligand activity. Lineage: Eukaryota; Metazoa; Chordata; Actinopteri; Salmoniformes; Salmonidae. The record is from RefSeq and is a predicted model, not a curated record. Gene Ontology annotation, biological process: G protein-coupled receptor signaling pathway. The transcript has 4 exons.
GGCACCAGACAGCAUUCCUUUUCACAGUGCAUUAGCCUACGCCCGGACACCGGGGUUUAUCUUGGACUAGCACACUCUGGAGAUGUCUUUUUUUGGGAUUACUCGUGGCGAGAGGCGCUCCCAUCGAGCGCGACCUGGCUGGUGAAUUGUUCAAUUUCUUUCGCUACGGGUUAACUGAAACUCAAUGGCUUCGUCUCGUAAACUGGGUCGGCGGAGAAAUGUCACUACCUGGCCAAGAAUGUCUUCAACUUUCUGGGCUGCGGUGCUACUGACCAGUCUGCUCAUAAUAUACUGCGGUCAGUUGGCAGCAGGUACGUGUGAGAUUGUCACUCUGGACAGGGACAGCAGUCAGCCGCGGCGGACCAUAGCACGACAGACGGCGAGGUGUGCCUGCAAGAAGGGACAGAUUGCCGGCACCACGAGAGCCAGACCGGCUUGUGUAGACGCUCUCAUUGUGAGAAGCCGGCAGUGGUGUGAGAUGACGCCUUGCUUGGAUGACGAGGGCUGUGACCUCUUAGUAAACCACUCGGGCUGGACCUGCACACAGCCAGGGGGCCGGGUGAAGACCACCACGGUCUCCUGAUGAUGGCGGGGACAGACGCUCCCGAGCGAGAGAGAGGGGAUGGUGUGUGAGCUGCUUCCCAUAGUCCAUCGUCACUGCCUGUGUGGAGCAUACAUCGUCUUAUCAUCAGCUGUCCGUCUAUUGUUCUGUGCAGCAGCGUGAAGCCACGUAGAACCUACGUUGCCAAAGGCCCGGACUCCAAAUACAGGAGUUGGAGCUUAACAUGGAACAUAUGGACUCUGCAAUGCUCUAUUAUUCCUUGGGAGACAGAACUUAUUUUUCAGUUGAGUUUGGAGAAUUCUGAUGUGUGUCGUCAUGAACUUCUGGAUCUGACCCAACCUAGACUUUGGAGACACGGGACAAAAUGUUUAUUUUGGAGUUUAUGCUUGGCAACUCCUCUGUAGUGAUUUUACAGACCAAAGAAAAAGAUAGCCGACUGCUCCAUAUUUUGGAGACACAGAGGACUUCGGGAUGAAGGGUUUAGAGACUUUUCCAAGUUGAUGAAACAUGCAAUCCCAUAUUCCCUCUCACCAUAUUACAGACUCUAGACAUACCCACAAAUGUACACAUGGUGAUAAAAGUGACGUGUUGUGCAGAGUAAAUGUGUACAAAUGAAUGACGAAUACUGAAUGGAAAAAGUCAAGAGACGUUGUGUAAUUCGUCAAUGAUGUUUCUCUUGGACUACUAAACUGUACUUGUAUACUCACUGCUCUAUUUUGAACAUACAUUAAAUCAGAUAUACAUUUUCAAUUGCUAUAUUUGGACAAUUUGCAGUCAGCAUGACUGGUUAUAGUGAAAGAAACAAAUCAUUUAUCACCAGUAAAGAAUAGGAGGAAAAUAGUAAAUACAUCAUAUCUGUUUGGGGUAAAGAAACAUUAAAUGUAUUUUCAAAAGCCUAAAGUUAUAUAUUUAACAGUUUUAUAUGUUGUAUCUUUGUAGAAAACCUUAUUUAACACUGAAAAUGUGGUCACAUUGUGUAUCCACAGUUUAUGAUUGGCAAUGAGCUAUGUCCUUAACCUUCUGGUCUCUUGUUCAUUUGAACAAGUUUUUUCAUCAUAAAAAGUAAAUUAUUUAACAUGAAUUGAAGAAAGAACAGAAUUAAAGCAUUCAGAUCAUAGUACAGAGCCCAUUUCUGAAAGGUUAUAUGUUCUACGUGUUCUAAGUGUUCUACUUUUAUAGCCCCUCUCCAAUAACCUUUGUGGAAAUGUUGCACAAUUUGGGGUUUUACUUUUCAAACCACUUAAACUACAUUCAAUGACCAAGCUACUGCCAUUUUCAAUGGAAGGGGGAGACAUUUAGUGAGUUACUCAUUGGCGACUACAGUUUGCGACCAAAGCUCAGAAAGGGACGAGGCUAAUUUUGAAAUAGCCAAUGGGGGAGAGAAGCUCUCGCGCUAGCGAACUUCGACGCUGCUGGUUAGGCUACCACCAACAUGCCGUUUUGCAUGCUGUUCAGAAGAAACACACUAGGAUAAUUUCAGCAACAUGGUACGGAGGUCGCGAGCAGUAUGAACGUCCUGUUAGUAGUUCAACCCUAGAGGUGGGAUUAUGCCACAGCAUUGGAGUAUUGGAUCAAUGAGUGGCAAAUAUGUACUCUAUUGUGGGCCAAUUUAAACACAACUUCUUCCACUGUCUGUAGUCUCAAUGCAAGUUUUCUCUGGGAUUCUGUAAAGAUUUUACUUUAUCAGAGAGACUUCAUGGGAAUAUCAUAUACAUAGGUGAACAUUGAUUUACAACAUAUCAUCCUACAGUAACAUCUCUCGACAAACAUGGAUUUAACUAAUUAUUUCCUCCUUAUUUCAACUGACAUUGUCAACACAAUCCGGUUGCAUCGAUGUGGCUAAUUGGUAUAAUUAGUGAAAAAUUAUCAAUAAUAUACAAGCUACACAUGGUUUACUUUCACAAUAUUUCCUGUAGAUUUUGAGUCUGGAAGACAUGAGUAUCAUGCUCUUUAGAUGCUGUUCGUACAUGGCCAUUUAAAUGCCUUUGUGCCAUCAAAGUAAAAUGACAUCAAAGAGGAUAUCAAAUCACUUGCAUAGAGUAUUUCCAUAUGGCAUACGGGUCCAACAUUUGUGAGCAAAAAAACAAAUAAUAAAAAUACUAAGCUCCAAAAAAUGUAUUUCUUUUUAAAUAAACAGAACAUCAUAUACGGUGGGGUGUGAAAUUCUUGACACCCUUGAUAACGAUGAGAAACAUCACUACAAAAAUAAAUAUUUCUAAUAUUCUUUGGGAAAUUAUAUUACGUAAUACUAAACGCAAUUGCUCAGAGAAAGAGAUUUUGUUAAACAAGUAAUAUCUUUUUUUUUUUUAAGAUCAUAAUUAUUGGCAACCUGGUUUUCAAUGUCUUUCAAUACCUCACAUUUCGAGGUUAAUGGCACUGAGCCUUUUUCUAAAAUGCAUUUUAGAUUGGCGAACACAUUGGGAGGGAUCUUAGACCAUUCCUCCAUACAGAAUCUUUCCAGAUCCUUGAUAUCCUUUGUCUGUGCUAACCAAUAUUUUUGUGUGGAUUUUGAUGUGUGCUUGGGGUGAUUGUCUUUCUGGAAGAUCCACUUGCGGCCAAGUUUCAGCCUCCCGGCAGAGGCAACCAGGUUUUUGGCAAAAAUGUCCUGGUACUGGGUAAAAUUCAUGAUGCCGUUGACCCCAUAACAUCAAAGAUCCACGACUAUAUUUAAAAGUAGGUAUGGGGUUCUUUCUGCAUGUGCCACUACUGGUGUCUGUGUCCAAAGAGCUCAAUUAUCAUGUCAUCCAACAAAUGUAAAUGCCAAGAGUUUUCUAAACGGCAUUGGCACUUGGAUUGGAACCUGUGCUAUGGUCAGAUGACAUGAAAAUAGAGCUCUUCGGCCACACACACCAGUGGUGUGUCUUGCAUCGCAAGAAAGAUGCAUUUAUCAAGGGUGCCAGUAAUUUUGGACCUGACUGUGUGUGAACAUAUUAACUUAUUAGAACAGUUAUGAGGCGUUUGAAAACACUACAAAUACAGAAUGGUUCAAAUGUAGGACUUUAGUCUCAGAGGCCGUGGAUGUAUUAUAUUGACCGCUUUUAUUUAUGAACUUUCUUCUGGCCUAGUUUUUGGACCUACAUUACUAUUAACACACUUAAACUGAGAGUAAAAUGAAUGAUGCUUCUGAAAGUCCUUAUGCCAUUUUGGUUUCAGGUAUUUGGUAAUAAAUAUACUGUAUUUUAAACAAAAGCUAAGUCAUAGAAAGACACCAAAAGUAGUUGACAGUAGGUUAAUGUAUACAUUCUAUCUUGCAAAAUGUAUGUGAUUUUAGAAUGUACUUGAAUGUACUUCACCUUGGCUUUGCACAAAAUCGACCACGGAGACAGUGGCAUGUAGGUUGGUCUUCGACAGUGACCUUUUUAACCUCAGUUCUAGAAUAGAACCCUUAAAAGGAGAGUGUAUUGAUAUCAGGUGUUCAAAGAAACAACAUCCUUCCCUUUAACCAAUUUUACCAUCAACCCUCUUCAGCCAAUAUUUGUACAAUGAAUGUACUCUCAGUAAGUAUUUUCUGCAUAAAUGAUAGCU